CCCAACAACCAUGGACCUUCACGUGCGUCUCACCUGGCUGCUUCUGCUGAGCACCACUCUCCUGACUGAACCAGCAAGUGGAGCCUGGUGGAACCAGCCAGACAGAGACCCAAACUCAAUAUGGAACAAAAUUGCCGAGUGGAUUAAAGAAAAAUUGGAGCCAAAAGUUCCACCACCACCACAGCUGAGACUGGAAUCUGGAGGGCACCGAUGCGCCGGGAGGGUUGAAGUUUUCCAUGAUGGAAAAUGGGGCACGGUCUGUGAUGAUUAUUUCAAUAUGAACAGUGCCAACGUUGUGUGCAGACAACUUCACUGUGGCCAAGCUGUCUCUGUCCUGGGGCUGUCUUACUUUGGCCCCAGUGGAAAAAUUAUCCACUUGGAUGAUGUGCAGUGUAGAGGAACUGAAUCCCACCUUUGGGACUGCCGGCAUGCCGGCUGGGGCAAGCACAACUGUGGACUCAAUGAGGAUGUUGGUGUCAUCUGCUCAGAUGCAAUGCACUCCACUGUUGCACCAACAGGUUCCUCCCCUGCUCCCAGCUCCACCCCAGCACAGACUGAGACUCCCGCUCCAGAGACCGUGGCAACCCUCAGGGAAGAUGUGUCUUCUGCACCCACUACUGUCACAGAGGAAAUGACCACAAUAGCUCCUGAAAUCCCAGCCACAGCCGACGCCUUCCUCCCUUCCACCACCACCACGACCACCACCACCACAGAGGAAAGCAGGACAUCAGAAAUCCCGAUUACACCGCAGACAGCCUCUGCAAAUACUUCAGAACCACUGUUACCUGCUGCACUGGUGGAAAAUGCGACAACCCCGGCUGCAGAAAUCCUCUCCACCAUGGCUGAAGCAACAGUCUCCCCUACUGCUGAACCUGCAGAUGUGACCACAUCAACAGUCCCUCCUAGUGCUGAACCUGCGGAUGUGACCACAUCAACAGUGUCUCCUAGUGCUGAACCUGCAGAUGUCACCACAUCAACAGUCCCUCCUAGUGCUGAACCUGCAGAUGUCACCACAUCAACAGUCUCCCCUACUGCUGAACCUGCAGAUGUCACCACACCAACAGUCUCUCCUACUGCUGAACCUGCAGAUGUGACCACAUCAACAGUCUCUCCUACUGCUGAACCAGCAGACAUUACCACUACAACUCUUUCUCCUAGUCCUGCACCAGCAGACAUCACCCCUGCAGCAGCAUCCACAGCAGCACCAGCAGACUCUGCCACCUCCCCUGCAGAAGACACAACACCUGGAGCAGCAGUCACAGCUGAGCCCACAACAGCUGAAAACCCAGUGACAAGCUCAUCUGCUGCAUCAGUCCCUCCAACUCCUGAAACAACAGCCAUUGGCACAGGUAAAUGA
Molecule: messenger RNA, 1357 nt
Organism: Motacilla alba alba
Lineage: Eukaryota; Metazoa; Chordata; Aves; Passeriformes; Motacillidae
Product: soluble scavenger receptor cysteine-rich domain-containing protein SSC5D-like
Exons: 20
Coding region: 11-1357 (448 amino acids)
Cellular component (GO): membrane
Source: RefSeq, a predicted model, not a curated record